Messenger RNA from Mercenaria mercenaria, 13077 nucleotides. Its product is annotated as ribosomal protein S6 kinase alpha-1-like. Bases 113 to 2320 code for a protein of 735 amino acids. The record is from RefSeq and is a predicted model, not a curated record. The transcript has 21 exons. Lineage: Eukaryota; Metazoa; Mollusca; Bivalvia; Venerida; Veneridae. Gene Ontology annotation, molecular function: magnesium ion binding; ribosomal protein S6 kinase activity; ATP binding. Gene Ontology annotation, biological process: intracellular signal transduction; protein phosphorylation.
CGCCAUCUUGUCGGAGAAUAGCGACAAGUGACAUAAAUUUUGGCGUAAAACAACCUUCAAGCUCAAAAGUAUAGAUUAACAUUGGUCAUUAUAUCAUUGCUAAAAUACGAAGAUGCCUUUGGCGCAGUUAGCUGACCCAUGGAGGCCCAUGGACGUUUCAAAUGAUGAGGGCUCUCAAGAGGAUAUGUUGGUUGAUGACAAUAAUGAAGAUGACCUAGACACGAUUGAGAUUGGAAGUGAAACUGUUGGUAAAGAUGGUGAAAGGGUUGACCCAUCAAAUUUUGAGUUGCUCAAAGUACUUGGACAGGGAUCUUUUGGAAAGGUAUUCUUGGUUAGAAAAGUGACAGGGAAAGAUGCUGGCACAUUGUUUGCAAUGAAAGUGUUAAAGAAAGCUACUCUGAAAGUGCGGGACAGACAGAGAACCAAAAUGGAGAGAGAUAUUUUAGCAGAUGUAAAUCAUCCAUAUAUUGUAAAACUUCAUUAUGCAUUUCAAACAGAAGGCAAGCUAUACCUUAUCCUAGAGUUUCUGCGGGGAGGUGAUCUGUUCACAAGGCUUUCCAAAGAGGUGAUGUUCACAGAAGAAGAUGUGAAGUUUUACCUGGCUGAGUUGGCUCUUGCCUUGGACCAUCUACACAGGGUUGGCAUUGUUUACAGGGAUCUGAAACCUGAAAACAUACUGUUAGACUCAGAUGGACAUAUAAAACUGACAGAUUUUGGUCUCAGUAAGGAAUCACUGUUUCAAGAUAAGAAGACAUAUUCUUUUUGUGGUACGGUGGAGUAUAUGGCUCCUGAAGUGGUCAACAGGAAGGGGCAUGGCACUGCAGCAGACUGGUGGUCUUACGGUGUUCUAAUGUUUGAAAUGUUGACAGGAGCUUUACCAUUCCAAGGUGCAAAUAGAAAGGAGACUAUGACACAGAUACUCAAAGCCAAACUAGGAAUGCCUGGUUUUCUUAGUCCAGAAGCACAAAGUUUGUUACGAGCAUUAUUCAAACGAAACCCUCAGAACAGAUUAGGUUCCAGUAACAGCGGUAUAGAGGAACUAAAACGUCAUGCAUUUUUUUCAACAAUUGACUGGGAGAAGUUGAUGAGACGUGAAGAAAAUCCUCCCUUCAAACCAGCAGUUGUACAAACAGAUGAUGCAUUCUACUUUGACCCCGAAUUUACAUCAAAGACACCCAAAGAUUCUCCAGGUAUACCUCCGAGUGCUACAGCCCAUGAACUAUUCCGUGGAUUUAGUUUUGUAGCUCCAGCCUUGCUAGAUGGCACCCAACAACCGCCAAACCCACUAGAUAAUCAAAUUAGUACUGCUAAAGUCAGAAAUCUUCCUGGUGUGAAAGUGUCAUUAUUUACAGAUGAAUAUGAUAUAAAAGAGGAUAUUGGUAUAGGCUCCUACUCAGUGUGUAAGAGAUGUGUACAUAGGUUAACGGGAAACAGCUUUGCUGUCAAGAUAAUGGACAAAGAAAAAGUAGACCCUUCAGAGGAAGUUGAAAUUUUACUGAGGUUUGGUCAUCAUCCAAAUAUUAUAUCAUUACGAGACGUAUUUGACAAUGGGAACAAAGUAUAUAUGGUAACAGAAUGGUUGCAGGGGAAAGAACUUUUGGACAAGAUCUUAUUACAGAAAUUUUUCUCUGAACGAGAAGCUAGUGCUGUUCUACAGGUUGUCACGAAAACUGUGGAAUAUCUACAUCAAAAUGGGGUUGUCCAUCGUGAUCUCAAACCUUCCAACAUACUUUAUGCUGACACCAGUGGUAACCCCGAGAGCUUAAGGAUCUGUGACUUCGGGUUUGCUAAACAGCUUCGAGCUGACAAUGGUCUUCUCAUGACACCUUGUUAUACAGCUAACUUUGUAGCCCCUGAGGUAUUAAAACGGCAAGGUUAUGAUGCUGCCUGUGAUAUAUGGAGCCUGGGAGUACUGUUGUACACUAUGUUGGCAGGGCAUACACCAUUUGCAAAUGGACCAAAUGACACUCCGAAUGAUAUACUUGGGCGUAUUGGAGAGGGAAAGUUCAGUCUUAGUGGAGGCAACUGGGAUUCUGUAUCUAUGGCAGCUAAGGAUUUAGUGAGUAAGAUGUUACAUGUUGACCCCCACAAACGGUUGGCAGCAGGGGACGUACUAAAACACCCAUGGGUUGCCAUGAGAGACAACCUUCCUCAUAUGCGACUGACUUUACAGGAUGCUAAUGCAGUGAAGGGUGCAAUGGCAGCUACAUUCAAAGCAUUGAAUACCCAACCAAAGGUGCCGUCACUGGAACCAGUAGGGGCCUCGUUCCUAGCUCAGAGACGUGGUAAAGCAAGACCAAAAAGUUCCACAGCCGUCUGAUAACAGCUGUCUGCUCUGUAGUAGUAACACCUCUGUAUAUAUAUAUAGGCAUUUAGUACAACAUUCAUACAAACAGUCAAGUGUGAUGGUUUUCCAAUCAUGUGAUUUGAUCACAUGACUUACUGUAGUCAUGUGACAAGCCUUUAAACAAGGUUUGUCCAGAUAAAAGUAUAAAAAGGAAUGAAUAUAUUUUUUUGAAAAAAAAAAGGUAAAUGUUUGAAGUUUUUAUGAAAAUUUAACAGUUGUUACAAUUGACCUGUGUCACCAAUUGACCUAUCACAACAAACAGUUGACCUGCUUUCAUACUGUGUUCGUCUACAUGUUUUAAUGUUCAGAAAUGCUGUUACUCAACAAAGAACAGACAGUAGGUCUUGCACUGAAAAAUUUCAUAUCAGAAUUUUUUAAAAUGAAAUCUGAAAUUCCUGAUCAUGCAGUAGUGUACAUUAGGCUGUAUAAAUAAAAUGAGCCGUGCCAUGAGAAAACCAACAUAGAGGCUUUGUGACCAGCAUGGAUCCUGACCAGCUAGCGCAUCUGCGCAGUCUUAGUCAGGAUCAAUGCUGUUCGCUAAUGGUUUUUCUUAUUGCAACAGGCUUAAAAAGCGAACAGCAUGGUUCCUGACCAGACUGCGCGGAUGCGCAGGCUGAUCUUGAUCCAUGCUGGUCGCAAAGCCACUAUGUUGGUUUUCUCACGGCGCGGCUCAAAUGUGUAUUACAGGUUUUUUUUUCAGUUGAAGUAAAGAUAAAUGUUAGCUGAAUGAUUAAAUGACAGAAUUAGUUUUAUACCUGUAUAAUUGAUUGACAGUUUGCUAUUUAUCAAGCAUAGGAAAGGUUUUCUUGUAUUAUAGAGUGAACGGUCACAAAUGGUUUUAUAGAAACUUUUGUUUUGAUACUGCAUUUUUGUAAACUUAUUGAAAUGAAUUUCAGACUUUGUUACUUACAUUUCACCCAUUGUUUUUCUUUUUCUUGUUACUGUGUGCUGUAUAUAUUCUAAUAAAAAUUAUUUUUUCCUGAAGAAGGGCAUUAUGUAUGUAUUGAUAUUUGCAUUUUGAUUAUAUUUUCCAAAGGAUUGGCUACUUCAAAAGUAAAAUACAAUGAAAAUGACCGGGGUUUCCACAGACCUUGAAAAGUGUUUUAAAGUUUAUGUUGCUUGAAAAUGACUUGAACACUAAAAACAACUGAAGUAUUUGAAGUUUGAAGAAAACUGCCUGAAAAAGAAAAGAACUUGAAAAAAAAAAACAUUCUUUCGGUGACUUGCUGUGUGGAAAGAGUAGAUACAAAAUAAAAAAUGAAGAGAAUUUGAAAGAAAAGAUGGUAUUUGGUCGCUUAUAGAUCCUUUAUGCACCAUUAUGUCUUUGACAGUAUUAUACUGCAAUAGUUGUAAUGUGUGAAAUUUGCACUAUAACACCAUUUUCGGAACAGUUGAUAAAAGUUACGUAUUAUAAUUCGAGGACAUGGUUUUAAUAAAAAUAAUCCUUCAAAAAGUGAAAGAAAGUAAUUGAAGGUUUUUCCCAGAUGUUCUGUAUGAUUCCUGGUUUCCUGUUAGAAAAGUUUACAAGUGAACAAGAUUUUUUAUUGGAAUAAAUACAGUAUUUCAUUUAUUUGCAUAGUUGUUAUGGGAGGAACUUUCGACUCCCUUUUGUUUUUUAAUUAAAAUUUUUUCAUUGCUUGUAUUGCCAAAUUUAUUUCUGUGUAUGUGAAAGUGUAUUGGUUGUUUUUCUACACACGACACUUGCUGUAGUUUACUGUACUAAAGUCAAUGUUGGUACUUGUGUUUGCUUUUUCUGUGGAACAUGUCGGCAUGUUUACUUGUAGAACAUAGGAGAAAAUGCUGACGGGUCACUUUAGUUUGACUAGUUGACAUGAUUUUUUAUUGUAAUUAAUACAGAUAUUAAGUUCUACGAAGCUAUAUGUUGGUAUGUGUUUUGUCAUGUGUUGUUAUUGUCAGUCUUUGGUAGGUUAUGCUGGAUUUACCUCUUACAUUGUUACCAUACUGAUCAAAAGAAUUUAAACUGUAAGUUAUGAUCACAAGAGAUUGUUUUAUCUCAUUAAGUUAGUUCUGCAAGUUUGAAACAGAUAUUGUUCUACAGUGUUAAAUCUUUUGUGCUCCCCUAAAUGGGGUGGCACUUAGGUUUGUCCUUGUCUCUGUCUGUCUGUGCAAAUUUGUUUUGUGCAUAUCUCAAAAGUGUUUGACCUACAGUUGUCAAAACUUCACAAGAUUGUUAUUCAGCAUGUGAAGUUGAGCAGCUGUGUUUUAAUUGGGAUUUCAAACAGCCAGACCAGAGUAAUGGCCCUUGACUUAGUCAAAAUAUACAUAGAAUGGCAUAAAAGUUUGUGUCACAGGAAUCUUAAAAUGAAUUUGACUUAGGGUCAUGGAACACAGUAGGAAUAUCAUUCAACAUGUGAAAGUUGUGCACCUGGGGAAGGUUGUGUUGCAUAUAUCAUAAAAAAAUAUUUGACCUAGAGUCAUGAAACUAUGUACAUUGAUAGGAAGUUGGGGCACCAGUGUCCUAUGGACACACCUCUAGUUUGUUUUCCUUCUGGACUGACAUAAAACAAUUUUUCUCUAAGACUUGAGAUUCGAAUGUGGGGUCGUUAUUUUAUGUGGGUGUGCAUUAUACAUAGGUAUUUACGGUACUGUUAAACCGUGAAAGACAAUUCUAUUCGAUUAUGAAUUCGUGGAUAUUGAACGUAAAAUAAAUGGAAACUUUACUGGUUCAUUGGCAUUAAAUUUCAUAAAUUGACUCGAGCACGAAAUCCACGAAAAUUAGUCCCCAACAAAAACUAGUGAUUCCACUGUAUUUGGUUUACACUUUAAUAUGUUUGUCUUGCAAGUGUACCAAGCAGGUAAUUCAAAUGUUUAUUAAUAUACCUGUGCUGAUCUAGUACAGGUUACUUAAUGGGUGAUACAUGAUUUAGCUUAACAUUUGACAACUUGACAUCAGAUUUAUUUUUGAAACGUAUGUUACUAUUAAAUUUGUAUUAUGUUUAGAUAUUCUUUGUUGAUACUAUGUUUUAAAAAAUUAACUCAAUAGUGCUAUAGCUUUAUUCUAGUUUAUUGAUACUGUUAGCAUAAUAUCAAAAUAUACACAUACAUGUCUUACAGACACAUUUCUAACUUGCUUGCAUUACUUAUAAAAUUGAUCAGGAAAAUUGUAUUGUAUUCAUUUACCCUGCUAAAUUUCUUAACUGUACUGGUCUAUCAUUCAGUUCGGGCAGAACCAUUUAUUAUUUGAAGGGGUGAAAAUUUACGGACUGAAUAGCGGACAGUGCAAACCAUGAUCAGCUGGCACGGACGUGCGGGCUGAUCUUGGACAAGUUGGUCUGCAGUGGUCGUGAAGACAGAAUCACUUGCCGCCAGCAGGCCAGAGGUUGAACAAGAUAACUGGCAUUGCUGAUUAUGUAUAGCUAUAUGUUAAGAUCAUACCAAAGGGCCUGUGUCGCUGAGUGAUUACAGUGGCUGUCAUAAAAUCAUUUGCUCCUAACAGCUGUCGGUUAGUAAUCACUUUGGAAGUAGAAUUCUGUCAUGUGAGAAAACCAAUCUCGUGGAUUAUGAAAGAUAAGUAGUUCUACGCUGGUGUCCGUUCUUGCCUGAUUGCCUGAAUAAUACCAGAGGGACAUUUGGGAUCCUCCUCUAUUUUUAGUUAGAAAGUUGCUAAACUUGAGUAUUUGUGACUUUGAAAAAUGGAACUAAACAAACUAACUUCAUACAGAAGGAUGUUGAAUUUUCAAAUGAUAAUUACUAAGUUUCCAUCACCUAUUUUUAUCGUUAUUGUAUUACACCCCUCCAAUGAUCAUGCUAAUAUUAAAUUUUGAUAGCUAGAAAUGUGUCUGUAAGGUAUAUUGGCUCAGAGGGAAAAUAUUGUAAAUGUAUAUAAAUAAAAUAGCAGACUGUAGGUCUGCAGUAUAGGGGAUCAAAGAAGUUCCAGUAACAGUAGGAAAUAGGCAUGAAUGCAUAAUAUAUACAAUAUUAAACCAUGGAAAUCCUAUUUUGAAAUUAGACGUAAAUUAAAGCCAGCUGAAAUUUCUGUUGAAUAUAAACUUUAAAAACAAGUCUGGUACAAGUGGACAUUUCUAUUGCUCAAGUGUGAGAGUAAUCACUUACUGCUGUUAAGCAGUGUCUCCAUUUAACUUAUAAAGCUACAGUUGAACUUUGUUAAGUUCAUCUUGACUGGACCAGCAAAAUUUGUUCGAAUGAUCGGUUUUUGGAGCUAUCACACAAAAUUCAUUAUACAAGGAUUUUUCCUGGACCUAAUGACAAAUAGGAGAGAACGGUGGGGUACGAAUUAUCUGAGUUCGAGUUAAUAAAGUUUGACUAACUGAUUUGUGACACAGCAAACUAUAAGUUAAGUUUUGCCCCUUUUCCUGUUCAGAUAUUUCUUUCAAAAGACAUUGACUGACAUAAACUGUGCCUUUCUUGUUUUUUUUGCAUUACAAUUUUAACAUCUCGAAAAUGUCUGAUUUGAUUUCGGAUUCGUGUCCUCUGAAGUAAUAUUUAGUAACAGAGAAAAUUCUUACUAAAUGUUGCAUUGUAAAAUGGAAUUGCUGUUCCUGGUCAGAAAGUAAACAAGAGCAUUAUGAACAAACACUAGACUUUUAACUCGUGCACACUGGAUUAGAGUUUCUAGUGAUUUUACCCAUGCCAGGAAAACCCAUCUGGCACCUUUCUUUGUUCCAGGUGAUUUGUGCUGUCAGUGACAGUGAAUUCACAACCAGGAGCAAAUAGUUGAGGACAAGUUGAAAAUAUUUAUGUACUUUAUCCUAAAGCCUGCUGGCAGCAAGUGAUUUUGCCUUUGUGAUCAGUGCAGACCAGGAUCAGCCUGCUCAGACCUGCAGGCUGGUCAUGGACUGUACUGUUCGCUAUUCAAUCACUAACUUUAAACUGUAUUUAUCUGAUUUAUCUGAUAACAUGUAAAGGUAAGAAUGUUUAUUAGCAAUAUAUACAGGAUGCGCAGGCUGGUCUGGAUCCAUGCUGGUCGCAAACUCACUAUGUUGGUUUUCUCAUGGCAUGGCUCAUAUAAAGUCUCAAAUCUGUUUCCUCUGCAAAGCCAGUUUUAACACGAUUGUUUGGUUCUCAUAUACAUCAAGUUAAUUAUAUCAGUUCCACUAACCAUUCUGUACAUAGAAACGCACAAUUUGUAUCAGACAUAGACACAUAUCAGUAGCUUAUAUACAAAUUUAGAUAUAAUAUGGGUAAAUAGAUUUGACUAUUUGGUUCUGUAACAUAGCAGAUAUAAUAUUUUGUUAUUUCAAUAUUUACCAUUGUAAAGACGUUUUUGCUUAAGACUUAAUGGGCCGAAGGUCAGUGGUUCUACCCAGGUGCCCGCCUGUGAUGAAAUAAUGCCUGGAGGGGCACCUUCCUCCACCAUCAAAGUCAGACAGUGGCCAUAUGACAUAUGAUUGUGUUGGUGCGAUGUUGAACCAAAAAAAAAAAAAAAAAGUUUUUAAAGCUUAAUGGGACUGGUAAGAUGCGACAUGUGUCAGUGUAUGCACCAUUUAUAAUCAUCUGUAAAACCAGCAUGUGUACAUUUGAUAAUUUAAAAAUACCAGUUAAAUUUGGUGGUAAAAAUGUGUGAUCAGAAACCAAAUGACCAAUUCUAAAUAUCCGGUAACCUAUGGUAGCUGAAGACAUAGACUUUUUCAGUAUCAUAUAGUUAUUCAUUAAUCAACUUUUAAGUCAUGUAGUUCAUUUAAAUGCCUUUUCAAAACUGUUUUUGUACAUAGUAUUGAAUUGUGUUAAGUUUUCUCUAAAGAAAGUCUUCUUGUUAAAUGAGUCGCCUCGGCAAAAAGUUUUAGAUCUUUCACCGUAUGAAAUGUGCUGCCAUUAACUAGGUUAAUUAGCAAUGUAAACCACUUGAAACAGUUCUAGAAAUAGAGGUUUUGAAGAAAAUGUAUGGAAUAAAAGUUUUCUACAGACUGGAGUUAAAUGAAUGGUGUAAAUGAAUUUUAUAGGGAAGUUAAGGGAAUAUUGGGAAAUUUCUCCCUACCUUACUAAAAUUAUUGCUUAAGAAAUGAAAAUUGAAUCAUGAAAAACGUGUAUUGUUCUAGUUAUAAAGACUAGUGUAAGUGAUAAAUUUCACAUUUCAAAUUUUUGUUAUAUAUUUUUGUAUUACAUGAUUAAGACUAUUUGGUAAACAUAUUAGAAUUACUUAGAAAGGACAAGUUUAAUUUAGGAAAUUCUAACAUUUUGUCAUCAAUGUUAGAUCUGUUUUUUUUUUUGGUAAUUUGCAAGACAAUUGUGUUGUAUAUCUGUGAUGGUAAGUACUAGUGCUCAUGUUUGUUUGCUCUGCUGAACUGUAGGGCUCACUCUACUGAACUGUAGGGCUCACUCUACUGAACUGUAGGGCUCACUCUACUUAAGAUUCCAGUUAUAUGUUUGUGCAUUAUUGCAUAGUUUUGUUAUAACAUUUUGAGAUAUUUACUGCAUUGUGAAGUAAGUUUAUACUAAUAAUUGAGACGUGCCAUGAGAAAACCAACAUAGUGGCUUUGGUACCAGCAUGGAUCCAGACCAGCCUGUGCAUCUGCGCAGCCUGGUCGGGAUCCAUGCUGUUUGCUUUCAAAGUCUAUUGCAAUUAAAGAAACCGUUAGCGAACAGCAUGGAUCCUGACCAGACUGUGCGACUGCGCAAGCUGGUCUGGAUCUAUGCUGGUCGCAAAGUCUCUAAGUUGGUUUUCUCAUGGCAUGGCUCAUAUAUACUUUAUAAAAUUUGAAUCUGAGAACUCAGCUGAGACUAAAAGUUGUUAAUAAACGUGGGGCCACCCACAAGCUAGGCAUUGUAGUGGAGAGAUGAAAAAGCACUGUGUAUAUCAAGAAAAUAACACAUGUAAAACUGUAAGUAAGAAUGGACAGGCACUGAUAUAUGAGUGUUCUAUCAGUCAUGCACAUGUUAACUUACACAUAACUCGGUCAAUGUGCACCUCAGUGCUUAACUUUUACUCGUUGUGGAAAGACAGAGAAAAAAUACCGCACUGAGAACAAUGGCAUUAGCUUACAAUAUACCAUUAUUAAUGGUUCUAGUUGACUUUCUUGUGCAUUUAUCUAGAUUUAUAUAUGAGCCGCACCAUGAGAAAACCAACAUAUUGGCUUUGCGACCAUGCAGUCUGGUCAAGAUCCAUGUUGUUUGCUUUCAAAGCCUAUUGCAAACUAUUAGUGAACAGCAUGGAUCCUGACCAGACUGUGCGGAUGUGCAGACUGAUGUGGAUCCAUGCUGGUCGCAAAGCCACUAUGUUGGUUAUCUCAUGGCACGGCUCUUAUAAGAUUGAGAUGCCAUUUGUCAAAGCCUAUUGCAAUUAGAGAAACUAAUAGUGAACAGCAUGAAUCCUAACCAGACUGCGCGGAUGCGCAGGCUGGUCUGGAUCCAUGCUGGUUGCAAAUGUACUGUGUUGCUUUUCUAAUGGUGCGGCUCAUAUUAUAAGGGAAUUGCAUGUAAAUGCUGUACAACCUAGAUGUAUUAUUUUCAAGACAAAAACACCCAUUAAUAGAUUCUAUGAUGUUCAUUGAACACAUUUUUGACAACUUUUUCCAGUAAUGAAUUGUUUUGACUAAAGAAAGAGUAUAGAACUUUUUGAGCAGUUUAUAUACAAUAUGUAAUUUGGUUUGCUUUUACACAGAUCACAUUUGUACAUGCAUGAAUGCUUCCAUGUUGGUUGACAGUAAUAGGCCAAUGAAAUUUGUAGUUUGUAUCACAUGACAUGUCAAAAUUAUUUGUAUAUUUUGUAGCAAAAUCUUUGUAAUGAAGUAUUUGUGUAAUUGACAGAAAAACAGAUGUGAUAGUGACUGAUGAAAUUGUUGCAUUGUAUUUUAUAUGCUUGUUUCAUUAGGUUAGAAAUAUCUUGAUUAACCAUUACCCUGCUAAAUUUCUAAAAUAGACUGGUCCAUCUUUCAGUUUGGGUAGUACCAUUUAUUAUUUGAAGGGGUGUUUACUGAAAAUUUACUGACUGAAUAGCAAACAGUGCAGACAAUGAUAAGCUUUAUGAAUGUGCAGGCUGAUCUUGGACUGCACUGGUUGCAAAGGCAGAAUAACUUGCGGCCAACAGGCUAAAGGUUAAUAUCUUGUAGUUGCUGUUCAGAAGGAAAUUGGUUAUAUACUUCCGUAAAGGAAAGGACAGUCGUCAAAAAUAAUUCUUAACAAACGCCUCAUGAAACAUAUUUAAACAACACAUAAAUGCCUUUGAAAGCCUAGUUUCAGUCAAUUUUUUUUACCAGAAUUAUAGUCCAAUUAAGAUAUUUUUGCUAUAGAAGUGGAAUACAUUAUGCCAGUUUACUCCCAGCACAUUUUGGAAGUUCUGAAGAAGACUGGAUACAAAAUGUCUAAAGAUACUGACAUCAGCUGCAGAAUUUACUGGACAAACAUUUUGAAAAAAAAAACAAAAAACAUUUGUGUUUAAACAUUGGGAAUAAAAAAUGGAAACAGUUGAACAGUAUUGCCAAACUUAAGUUGUUUUUUGAAGUGUUAAUUAAUUUCACUAAAAAUCGUAGACAGUCUAGUAUGUCAGUUUGGGUUAAUUUUAUUAGCAGUGGCAAAAGACUAAAUUUUCAAAAAUCAUGUAUACCUUUUAAAAACCUCAAAGUGGUACAGAGUGGUACAACUUGUCUGAGCAAUUAUUUAACUUUUAAUUAUCAUUUGAUUAUAUAUUGAUACAGCAUGUAUGAUUAUGUUUUAUUUUCCGUAAUCCAUUUGAAAGAGAGAAAAAAACAGGCUUUUGAACAAUUAUUUAUAGUGGCUUUGCGACCAGCAUGGAUCCAUACUGUUUGUUAACAGUUUCUCUAAUUGCAAUAGACUUUAAAAUCGAACAGCAUGGAUCCUGACCAGAGUGCGCGGAUGUGCAGGCUGGUCUGAAUUCAUGCUGGUCGCAAGGCCACUAUGUUGGUUUUCUCAUGGCACGGCUCAUAUAAGGUUUCCAAAGAGUGCAAAGUUUCUAAUUUUUUCACAUGAUCAUAUAGCAACUUCCCAGUUGACUCCAGUGUUUUAAAUUAGAUUAUGAAAAGAAUUGCUACUAUUUAGAUGCAAAUGUAAAAGUUUCUGUACCAAAGCUGACAUAACAAGGUGAACAUUGAGUCAUAGAAGUUGUUUAAUGUGUUAAUUAGUGGAGUUUCCUAUGUAUAUACUUUGCAGAAAGCCAGUAUGAAAGAGUUAAACUUAUGAAAAAUCUUUCCCCCUAGUGAGUUAGUACUAAUGCUUGCGUUAAUAGUUUUAUAGGCCACACAGCUGCACUACAUAUAGUAAUUUGCAACUUUAAAAGCUGCCAGUGACACGAGUACUUGGAAACCAUAUAAGAUACACCGAGCAUUUAAAUACACUUCUAACCUGAUUCACAUUAGUACCUACUUUAUGAAGAGGAUAUUUGUUUGUUUUAGUGUAAGAUCAAAAUAUUGUUGCACUUAUCAUAUUUACACAGCACUAAGAAGUAUCACUCAUUAGACGGGGUCCUAACCUAUCCUUAAAAUUGAUGGUUUCUUUCAAGACCAAUAAAGACGGGUAUACUUUUGAUGAGUGGUAUAGCUACAAGUGUAAGAUCAAGUGUUAAUGAUAUUUUGAUCUUACAUAUAUAUGUAUCUUGAGUGUAACAAGAGUUUUCCAUUUUGUAGUUCCUUACCAAAGAAAAAAAAAAUGAUAUGAUAAUUUUACUGUGAAAUUUCCUCUUCAAAAUUUUUGAAGUUUAUGGAAGAAGGUGAUCAAUUAGUCAUUUACUAUAGAUAAGCUGUGUUGGUAUGCAGUAAGAUAUAUAUUUUCUGCUUUUUAGUGGAAGGAAAAUUAGUUAAGUACCCAACUGGGCAGUUAGAGCAAUAAAGUUUUACAAUUGAUUACUAAUGUAUUUACCCUUAGCCUGCUAAAUUUCUAAAAUGGACUGGUCUACCAUUCAAUUAGGGCCAUACUAAUUAUUCAAAGGGGUGUUCACUGAAAAUUUACUGACUGAAAAGCUAGAUCAGCCUGCAGGCGGAUUUUGGUCUGCACUGGUCGCAAAGCCAGAAUCACUUGCCACCAGCAGGCUAAAGGUUAAACUGUUCACUUCAGUUUACAAAGUGUAAUAGAAAAUAGUGAGUUCAUGAAAUUUUGGAAUUUAUCUGUUGAUACUAGUUCCCACUAGUUUAUGGAAUGUAGCCUAUCUCUGACUUGAGGUCAUAUUUUUAGAAAACUCUAUGUUUGUGAAAUACCAACAGGAAUGAUUUAGAAAUACCUCAUUUAUCCAGUCCAGAUCUUCCAAUUGUUUUGUAUUGGUUUCAUUGAUCAGUGUGUUCCAUUACUGAAAAAUGUAUGGGCAACAUCUAUGUUCUGCAAAAGGGGUAAUAUUGAUAACAUACCUAAAUGACACUUUUCUAUUAUUCAAGGAUGAACUGAAACUUUCAGUCCUACACAAUGGCGUAAUCACAUAAUAGCUGUGAAACUACAUUAGUUCUGAUAAAUCCAUUUUUCUUUCUGUAUAAGGCAAAGCAAUGCAUUCUGCUCUAUAAAUCAUAAUUCCCUUUCAGUUGCAGUAAUUUAUUUGUUAACUUGCUUAUUCUAAAUAAUAAUAUAUUGGAAUUUGCAAAUUUAAUGAAUUUUUUUUUGUAAUAUAUUAACUAAAAUCAUAAAUUUCCAGCGAUUCCAUUUUUUUUUCUACAUUAGUCUGUGUUUAUGUUUUUGCUUAUUUCAUAGACAUUAUUAUAUACACUGUAUUAAUACAUUGUUGUUAGAACUAUACUCUAUAGUUGCAAAUUGUGCUCACUGUAAGUGCUGUUUAUUUCCUAUUAAAACAAAUAAAUUAUAUAUACAGUUUUCUA